AUGGCGUCCGAAGUGGAUCCCGCCGUGGAGCCCCACAUCGUCGUUGAGGAGUCGUCCAGCGCCGGAGGCAGCCGAGAGGAGGCGCCCCCAGAGGCUUCGGCGGUAGAAGCGGUGGUCGAGACAGAGCCGGCGGAUGCGGAGGAAGAAGGGGAAUGCGGGUUCUGCCUGUACAUGAAAGCCGGAGGUUGCAAGGAGGCGUUCGUGUCGUGGGAGGAGUGCAUGCAGGCGGCGGAGAAGGAGGGCUCCGACAUGGUUGAGCGCUGCUUCCAAGUCACCACCGACCUCAAGAAGUGCAUGGACGCCCACGCCGACUACUACGCCCCCGUGCUCCAGGCUGAGCAGACCGUCUCCGACCAAGCCGAAGCGGCCAUCGCUGCUGCCACCGCCGAUACAAACAAGAACAGCGGAGAGGAAUCCGCUCCCUCCCUGGACACUGAUUGGGUGGUGGUUGAGGAGGCUACUUCCUCCACGCCCGCCGAGGGGGUGAAGAAGGAAGAAGCAAUCGUCGACAAGGCAGAGUCCUUGUCUUUGGGUAACUAA
Molecule: messenger RNA, 540 nt
Organism: Triticum turgidum subsp. durum (durum wheat)
Lineage: Eukaryota; Viridiplantae; Streptophyta; Magnoliopsida; Poales; Poaceae
Source: the annotation of a GenBank genome assembly